Rhopalosiphum padi (bird cherry-oat aphid) is the source of this 2754-nucleotide messenger RNA. RefSeq lists its product as uncharacterized. Gene Ontology annotation, biological process: proteolysis. Bases 1 to 2754 code for a protein of 917 amino acids. Lineage: Eukaryota; Metazoa; Arthropoda; Insecta; Hemiptera; Aphididae. The transcript has 4 exons. The record is from RefSeq and is a predicted model, not a curated record. Gene Ontology annotation, molecular function: aspartic-type endopeptidase activity; nucleic acid binding; zinc ion binding.
AUGAAAAAUCAACCGAAUGUUAACGCCGGAGUUGUUACACGAUCCCGUAGCAAUAUGAAUGAUGAAGAUAACGUUAACAACGAAGGACAAGAAAAUGAAUUGAAUGAUGCGCAAGGAAGUCACGCUAACGACGUUGACAUGUUCAAUGAAACGAAUGAUACACAGGAAGUACAUGCCAACAUACCGAAUGGACCGAAUGUCGAUAUAGGUAAUGUGAAUACAAAUACACUACUUUGUACUUUAAUGUCACAAAACGCCAUGUUAAUGGAGCUAUUGAAGUCGCAGCAAGCUAGUAAAUCGUCGAACGACAUGACAAUUGCACCGGAUUUGAAUAAAUCUAUACCAGUUUUUAAUGGGCUAACAACGGGCGCGCAAGCUCGAGAUUGGUUGCGGACAGUGAACGGUGUCGCUAAUCUACAUCGCUGGCCAGACAACUUUAAAUUGCAGUCCGUGCGUGCAAAUCUGGACGGUGCUGCUCGUCAUUGGUUCAUAUCGAGGGAUAUCGAGGACUGGGCCGAUUUUGAAAGGCAGUUUUGCAAAACGUUCUUAGGCGUAGUGUUGACAGGUGAUUGUUGGAAAGAAAUGAGUCGUCGCGUCCAACAACGAAACGAGAAUAUACGCGAAUAUUUUCACGAAAAAGUUUACCUGUGCAAACGAGUUGGCCUAUCUUUUUAUGAAUCGAAAAUACAAGUUUUGGAAGGUCUUUUCUCAAAGGAUCUAAGUAUGUAUUUAUUGGACAGUGAUCAUCGAGACGAAGACGACUUAUUGAACGAUAUGGUCGAGUAUGAACGUUUAGAUACAUCACGUGCGACUCGUUUUCGCCAGUCGUCAGCAAACAGUAAAGAUAACGGUGUACAUAAGCCUAUACCACGACAGCAGAAUGAUACACCAUCGUCUUUACCGACGAAGAAAGAAAAUCCGAAAAACACAACAGAUUACGAAGGAAAACCAACAGUCCGAUCGUGUUUUAAUUGUGGAUCGAGAACACAUAUUUCACCUCAGUGUCCUAAGCCAAAGACAGAAAAGGGAGCCUGUUAUGAGUGCGGUUCGAUGUCACAUCAAAUAGGAAGUUGUCCAGGACGUACAAGACAGAGUUCCGAUGCAUCAACAGAAAAGAAGUCAGGACUAAUGAACAUCGACAUUGCAGACGAUGAUGUACCACCCGUCGACCACCCGAAGCCGUACGAAGUACAAUGCCACAUUGACGUUCCCGUUGCCGAACAUGAAGUUUGUGAGGUCAAGUUCAACGCGGUAAUCGACACAGGUAGUCCUAUAAGCCUUCUGAAAUAUUUUAUAUUUUAUGUUGUACCGAAUAGUACCAUGUCUUCUGAUGCUAUUCCAGAAGUUGAUAAUACUUUCGACGAAAUAUUAUGUAUUAAUUAUGGUCAAGACGAAAACGACCGCAAUGAUAAUUGUUUGUUGAACAUAAAUCCGGAUUUGGACUCUGAGAUAAGAAAUAAGUUUAUUGAAGUGUAUAAUAACGAAUAUCACGUUCUGUUAAAAGAAAACGUAGAGUCACGCGACGGUAAUGUAGAUUUUGAUAUGAAAAUUAUUUUAAAGCAUGAACAACCUAUUUCUUUUCGCCCUAGACGCCUGUCAUACAGUGAACAAAAUAAGUUGCGUGUUAUUUUAGACGAGCUGUUGUCCGAAGGAGUGAUAAGACCGAGUAAUAGUGCAUAUAGCAGCCCGAUCGUGCUAGUUAAAAAGAAAUCUGGAGACUAUAGGUUGUGUAUAGACUAUAGAGAGCUUAAUAAAAUAACAGUAAGAGAUAAUUUUCCGACACCCCUAAUAGACGACCAGUUGGAUCGACUACGUGAAAAGAAAAUAUUUACAUUGUUAGAUUUAAAGAUUGGAUUCCAUCACGUGCGUAUGUGUGAAAAAUCUAUCCCGUAUACGUCGUUCGUAACACCGUUAGGGCAAUAUGAAUACGUAAGAAUGCCGUUUGGUUUAACCAACUCGCCCAGAGUAUUCGGUCGAUUUAUUCAGUUUGUUUUCCACGAUUUAAUCCGCCGGGGCGACCUAUUAGUAUAUUUAGAUGAUAUGAUGAUUGCAACCCAAAAUUAUAACGAACACUUCGCAAUAUUAAAAGAAGUUUUCCGCCGAGCGGCGAAACACAACUUACAAUUUCGGUUGGAUAAAUGUUUUUUCGGUUUUAAAGAGGUCGAGUACCUCGGGUAUCUAAUUAAUGAACAUGGCGUACGUUCCAGUUCAAGACACAUCGAGGCAAUGCUCACCUAUCCUAUUCCAAAAAACCAAAAACAAGUAAGGCAAUUUUUAGGGUUAGCCAGUUAUUUUCGCCGCUUUAUUCCUAAUUUCUCGACGGUCGCUAAGCCACUUUACGAUCUCGUUAAGAAAAAUACACAUUUUAUGUUCGGAGAUAAGGAACAAAGCGUUUUUAGAUUUUUGUGUACAACACUGACCGAGUCACCAGUAUUGGCUAUUUAUUCACCCGACGCAGAUACGGAGUUACAUUGCGACGCAAGCUCGUCGGGGUUUGGUGCAAUAUUACUCCAAAAACAGAAAGAUAACAUAUUAAAACCAGUAUUCUAUUUUAGUCAACGCACGUCCCCGAGCGAGUCCAAAUUUCAUAGUUUUGAAUUAGAAUGUCUCGCCGUAGUAUACGCUAUCAAACGUUUCCAUGUUUAUUUAGCCGGCAUAACGUUCAAGGUCAUGACUGAUUGCGAUAGUUUUCGUCUCACUUUGAUCUACAACCUUGUUCGGGACGAACAAAUGUCAGGAUUGGCCGAACUGUAG